Molecule: messenger RNA, 1746 nt
Organism: Mycotypha africana
Lineage: Eukaryota; Fungi; Mucoromycota; Mucoromycetes; Mucorales; Mycotyphaceae
Exons: 2
Coding region: 1-1746 (581 amino acids)
Source: RefSeq, a predicted model, not a curated record
AUGAAAUUAUUAUCAUUAUUAUUAGGGCAAUAUAACGAUAACCAAGAGUUCAACCUGUAUCGCGCCGAAAAUAGCUCAACGUUACUUUUCAAAUUUGCUGACUUGUGCUUUUUAUUCGGCUUGGCUGCAGAUCUGUUAGACACAUCACAAGAUGCUACUAUUUAUUUAGACAAGCGAACUUCUGAUAUUUACGUGACCACAAAUGAUCUAGUUACGUUAGCUGUAAAGCACAACAAGUUUCUGCUGGCCGAACUUUGCAAAUUAAAAAUAAGCGAUUAUGCUACUCAUCUGGAUGAAUCAAUACUAAGCAAUCUACCGCGUUUGAAAUAUUACAGCCCUAAAAAGGAUGAAGGGCAAUUUAAAGCCUCACAUAUUGAGGUAUAUAAUGCGAAAACAAAAGUUAAAUCUGAGCCCAUAUCACCUCGACCUCCUAUGAUCUUAAACGCAUCCGAUCCAAUGGCAUUGAAUAAUAUUAUGAGUGGUUCUGGCAGCCAACAACUGCAGCAAAACCAGCAGCAACUGCCAGUUAAUCGUAGAUUAAGCAGAACGUUUGAGGAAGAUCAGCAAACAAAUAAAAGACAAAAAAAAGGACACGAAGAAUUCUCGCCUAUAUUACCCAAACCACUUCAUACAGUGAGCUCUCAGAAAAUGCCAACAUUAUUGGCCAAACGAUUAGGCACCAAUAAUAACACCUCUAGCAGCCAUAACAAAAACACGAGGAAUUUAACCAUCUAUGCUCCUUCUUAUGGUGAACAAUUCCAGAAUAGCAGUAUCAAAUCAGCCCCUCUGAAUCAAUCUUAUUUUCGUCAACAGGUACAUAACAGAUAUUACCAGCAACAGUCGCACCACCACCAGCCACAUCCUUUAUCUCAAGCGACACUUAUAUCGCCUGCUACAAGCACCACUACAAACACGCCUACUACCGCCAACACAACUACUAUGACUACCAAUCCUGUAACUGACUUUGCAGUUCCACCUAUUGUCCCCUCACAACAUCAGCCUCCUCAUACGGCGCACCCUGGAAGCAUCCAUCACCCCCAUCAUCCUUUCCCGCCACAAUCACCUCAAUAUUCGUCUUCAGCUUUUAUCCACGGCCAUGGGUAUCCUCACCACUAUCAUCCUCUUCAUCCUCCACCUACGGCUCCUUUACCGCCUCCGUCGUUCACUUCAAACAGCAACAACACACCUGCCUCCAAUAAUAAAUUACAAAAACAGCAAUUCAUGCAACCUUUCGAACACUUAUUCGAUACUAUUGAAUCAACACGUACCUUAAAAUCUACGUUAGAUGAUCAAAUUCGUCGAUCUUCAACUCUUAUACAAACAUUACAAGCGUCCUCUUCGACAAUUGAAGGCUUAAUAAAGAAUCAAAUCAAAGAGGUGCAAAAAGAAGUUGUGCAUAGAAUGGAGACAUCUGUUGACAAAUUGUUUCGAAGAAUUAAUGCGUUGGAAAAGAGAAUGCAAACCGGCAUAUACGACACUAUGGAGACAGAAAAUGGAAAUAGUAUGGAAGUAGUAGAAGAAGAAGCUAAAAAUACGGAAGGCUCUGUUACUGUAGAAGAUAAUAAGAAAACAAUAUCAGAAUCAUCUCCAUCAAAUUUUAAGCAGCAGCAAGCACAAAUUCGCGACUUGGUUAAUCCACCUACCAUUGUUAAAUCACAAAACGAUAUCGGUCCGAAUGAAUAUCGACACAUGUUAGAUAUUUUACGUGAAAGAUUAGAUAAGCUAGAAAGACAGCUUGGAUCGUAA